AUGUAUGUUCUAGAUUAUAUGGAUAUAUCAUCAACGAAAGAUAAAAUAAAUUAUUGGCAACGUCAACAAGACGUCAAUCAAAUAACAAAAUCUGGUCUACAAAUUGAUCAACCAAGUACUCCGCAAUUUAGUGAAACAGAUCAAUUUUAUGUCGAUAAAAAUCAAUUAAAACGUACUCGAUCUGAUUCAGAUCAACGUGGAUCACCAUUUAAAAAACGUCAUUUCACUGAACCAUUUGUUUCACCUGUUCAUACUGACAAUGAUGAUGACGAUAACGAUAGUGAUUCAAAUACAGGAUCUAUUACAUCGAAGAAUAGCACGGGAACAAAACGAGAUGAUAGUCGAAGACGAGUUGCUCAUAUAGCUGCUGAACAAAAACGUCGAAAUGCUAUUCGUAAAGGAUUUGAUUCAUUACAAAGUCUUGUACCAGAUAGUCAUUUACUUGAUCCAGUUAGUUCACAAAAAGUUAGUAAAGCAGCGAUACUUAAACGAUCUAUGGAUUACCUCAUUCAAUUAAAUAAAGAAAAACAACAAUUAAAUAAUCAACUUGAAAUAAAGAAAAAAGAAAUAUUUUGUUUACGUACUGUUCAAAAAACAUAUGAAGAUAUUCUUGAAAUGAAUACAAAUUCAAAAAAAUAUGCAAAUGCAUCAAUUAAUGAUGAACUAAAGUUUAAAUUGUUUCAAAAUAUUACUGAUGCAAUUUUUAUUAGUUUUGAUCAAGCUAUACAAACAGGACAAACCAUAAGUUUUUCUCAAUUUGCAUCAACAAUUCUUCGAUGGGUUGAAGAUUCAUGUAAACCAUCGGUAAAUAAUUGA
Rotaria sp. Silwood1 is the source of this 816-nucleotide messenger RNA. The record is from the annotation of a GenBank genome assembly. NCBI's taxonomy places the organism in Eukaryota, Metazoa, Rotifera, Eurotatoria, Philodinida, Philodinidae.